Molecule: messenger RNA, 5754 nt
Organism: Cherax quadricarinatus
Lineage: Eukaryota; Metazoa; Arthropoda; Malacostraca; Decapoda; Parastacidae
Product: DDB1- and CUL4-associated factor 8
Cellular component (GO): Cul4-RING E3 ubiquitin ligase complex; cytoplasm
Molecular function (GO): protein binding
Source: RefSeq, a predicted model, not a curated record
AUCGCAGUUGGCAGUUGUUCACUGAGGCCGACGACAACAAACCAUCUUAGAACUGCUGCUGCUGUAGUGGUAAUUCCUCCUCCUGCCUCACAUCUAUCAUCCUCCAUUAUCUUUACCCCUGGUCUUCCGUGUGUGCCCGCCUCUGCUUCCUCAAAGCUUGCCCACCUGCCCACUCACAGGGAUAUGCUGGAAUUUUUUGUCUAUAAAUACUGUUUGGUAUGUCUCCUGUCCAGUGACGUUUCAUAGAGCAUCAUUGGCUUGCUCAGGAGGCUCCCUUCCUCUUACCAAAGGUCCAUGGGGUCUGGAUGUGAGUGAUGAUGAUGUGGAGUUUGUGGAGGGGCACAGGGAAGAGCUGACCACUGAGGAGCUGCAGAAACUUAAGGAGGAGGAGCACAAGACUAAGAUGGAUGCUCUCUCUUCAGGCUUGGAAGAGGAGAUAGAGGAAGCCCCUACUUCAUUAAUCAAGGAAAUCUUCACCAAAUGGAUAGACAUCAAAAACUUUGCAGAGAAGUACCACCCCAACAAAGCCCAAACAAGCCGUAAUAGCAUUGUCUGAAAUGACCAGACAAUGUCACAUUUCUGAAACAUCCUGAGGAGAAGGCAGAAACCAGGUAGUUAGUUGGUCUCCAGAUGGCAGAGGAAGCAGAGACCUCCUUAACGAAUCUAAGUGAAGCUUGUUGCACAAAGGACGAUAGUGAUACUGUGGUACAAAAUGGAAAUAACAAAAGAGAACACAAUGAUAGUAAAGAAGACUUAAGCAUUCCUAUUGAAAGAUCAGAGAUAUCUGAUGAGGAAGCAAGUAAAAAAGUGAAAUCUGAAAAUGACAGAAAAGAUGGAGAAAGUUCCGUCGUCUUUGGUAGAAGGGCGAGAAGGUCAAGGAGUUACCGGACGAGGGUCAUUGAAUCAGACUCUGAUGAUGAUGGCGACAACACACUAUGCGAGAGGGGUGCAAGUAGUGUCAACGACAGGACAACCAAUGACACUGGGGAUACUCUCAUAAGCAAGUCCAUUACCACUAUAACUACUGGCCCUGCCUCAGAAAUGGACGAGACUAGUGCAGACACCAGCCGAGACACAGAGACAGAUCACAUGGAGCCAACUAGUCCUUCAGCUAUGGAAACUGGAAGUGCAGCAAGUGGCAAUACAGAUAAUGAUGGCACUGAUGAUUCACCAGUGUCAGAACGUCGUCGAGAAAGAAUUCACAAUCGUCAAACUAUAUUUGGUGGCCUACUGUCAGAUACAGAUUCCGAUUCAGACGACACAAGACAGAGAAGAAGCACUCGGGAUAGUUUGGAAGAUGAAUCACAGCGAAGGGAUACUGAAGAAGCCAUUGCCAAAGAAAUUAAAAGAAUUCAAGACCGACCUUAUCCCAAACAUAAGUGGAAUUUUGUUGAGCAAAUUAUUCAAAGGCAGUUAGGUGGGAGAGCUAAACAUCAGACAUCAAUCUUGUUCGGCCACCAUUAUUAUGACUCCCUCCAUGUGCCUAAACGCCUUGAGUUAAUGUACAAAAUGGAGUUUCAUCGGGGAUGUGUCAAUGCAUUAAGCUUUAAUACCACUGGAACUAGAUUAGCCAGUGGCUCAGAUGACUUUCAGAUUGCUGUGUGGGACUGGGCCAGAGAAAAAGCUUUGAUCACAUUCUACAGUGGCCAUCGAAAUAAUGUAUUCCAGAGUAAGUUCCUACCAUUAAGCGGAGACACACACAUUGUAUCUUGUGCGCGUGAUGGACAAGUACGUUUGGCAGAGCUCUCGUCAACAGGCGUGUGCAAAUCCACCCGCAAGUUAGCCAAGCACCAUGGUCCAGCACAUAAAUUAGCAACACUUCCUACCUCCCCACAUGUUGUAUUAUCUGCUGGAGAAGAUGCAGUAGUACUUAACAUAGAUAUUAGACAAGAGCAGCAUACUAGGGUUGCUCUGGUGAAAGAUGUAUCUGGUAGUCGUAUUUCCCUGUACAGCAUCCAUGCACAUCCUGUCAAUGAGAAUCAGUUUUGCGUCAGCGGCCAUGAUCAGUUUGUGCGAGUUUAUGAUCGACGUUGUGGGAAUCUAAGUUUCCCAGUUUUUAAGUAUUGCCCUCGUCACCUGUAUGAGGCUUCACCAACACCAACGGUAACGUGUGCUGUUUAUAGCGGAAAUGGUGAUGCCAUAUUAGCAUCAUACAAUGACGACGAUAUUUACUUAUUUGAUACGUCACUCUCAGAGGGUGCUGAUGCUGUCCAUAGGUACUCCGGCCACCGCAACAAUGCUACAGUUAAGGGCGUUAAUUUCUUUGGACCUGGUAGCCAGUAUGUGAUAUCUGGCUCUGACUGUGGUAACAUAUUCUUCUGGCAUCGGGAAACUGAAGCCAUUGUUCAGUGUAUGCCUGGGGAUGAAAAUGGGGUGGUAAAUGUCCUGGAACCACACCCCCACAUCCCAGUAUUGGCAACUAGUGGCCUUGAUGAUGAUAUUAAGAUCUGGGUUCCUACUUGUGAAGAAGAUCCUGAUUUGCCUAAUUUGGAACAAACUGUAAAAUCAAAUUUGAGGAAGCGUCAUAAGGAGCGCUAUGAAGAAUUCACUGGAUUGGACACGCAGAUGCUGAUGGUUCUAUGGCACCACAUACGACGGACAGAUCGCAGACGUCGUAGGAUGGCAGCAGCAGGAAGUACUAGUAAUGGUAGUGGUGGAGCUGAGGGUGGCGCAGGCACAGGAGGAUCCUCAAGUGAUGAGAGUGAUAGUGACGAUUCUGAUGGCCGCCGUGGUGUUCAGUGCGCCACUCAUUAGUCAUCUUAGAGAUAGCCAAAAAUGAAAGUUUGUAAUAUGUAUAAUUAAGGACAGUGUUUACUUGGAAUAUUUUUCAUAGCUCAAUUUUCCAUUUUGAGGGUUAAUAUAAAAGAUUUAUAUGUAUAGAAUUCAUUAGUAAAAAUUUGUGUUGCUUAGCAGUGUUAAAAGCUACAACUCCUUGCUAGCGAUAAAUUCAAAUAAUAUAACAUCUUAAAAUUAUCAUCAGCAAAGUUGCAUUGACUUCCAUGGAAUAAAAAGAGAAAAAUCUAAUUUAGGAGCUAUGUUAUGAAAGUAGAAAAACAAAUUUAUGCUAUAGAAAAAAGAUUCAUGUCAAGGUUUAAUAAUUUGUAACUAUUAUCACUUGUCAUAAGUUUCUUCAUUCAUCAGAGAAAUAAUCUUAUUUUUAAUUAGUAAUGUAGUGUACUCUUGAAUUGCUUAAAUUUGUAUUCAUCAAAAUAUAGCAUGCAGGAUUCCUUAUUUUAAUACAGAUAAAAUGCGAUUUAUGAAACCUAUUUUAUUUUCAAUAUUUAUAAUUUUUGUUAAGGGGAUGGUCAUUACUCACCUGUGUGAGAUAGUGCAGUACACAACAGCAUUAAAGAAUAUACAAGUAUUAUUGAAUGCCUUUCUUAAUUUCUAGGGUCUGUGAAUUUAUAAUCUCUAUGCGUGUCACUAUAUAUUUGGAAUAAAUAUAAUAAUUGAGAAUUUUAAAAUAUGAAAAAAGCUAGGAAGUUACACAUUUUUCAAGAGUUCAGUAACUUUUUUCAAGACAUUUGUUGGCUAAUUUUUUUCUUUUGAUUUCAGUAAAAAAAUAAUUGUUCAUAGUCUUAAUAGUAUAUGUAUUUCAAAAUUGUGAAGUUUUGUGGGAUUGCACUGAUUAAUAUUUCAUGACAGUGCACUUCAUUGACCUUUCUAUGAAGUGAUACGAAUCCAUUUUUUCUUUUUAAAAAUGAAUGUACAGGAAUGAAAUGAAGGUUGCUGUCUGAAAGAAAUAGCUCUUUCUAAGUUUAUAUUUAAUAAGAGUAAAUGCUUAGGAAAUAUUUUAUGCUGUAAAACUACAUAGAGCCAGUUAGUAACUAUACGUCAUGCCAUGUUUGGAGAUGUUAAACAUUUUCAAGUGAAAUGGUUUGUUCUAUUGUUAGAAAUAAUUCUUAGGUUUAGAUUAAAAAUUUUACAGAUAUUAGGGGAAAUCUUACAAGCCAAUUCAAUAAUUUGUUAGUUUUAUAUAACAUAUGAAAGAUCACAAACUUGAGGAAAUCAAUUUGAAAACCAGAAAACCUGUAGCUCCUUUGGUAAUUCUCCAUCUUUUAUUUUAGAAAGCAAAUGAUUUUAUGAAUUUCACAGGUUCUUGAACAUACACGUUCUGUGGCAGGGAUUGGGAUGGCCACUAAGAAUAAUUACCAGAGAUUAUUUUCUCACUUAUUUUACCCAGAGUGACCAUAACAGAGAAGACCCCAAAACUAUUCUAACUGAACUUUGCCUUUUCUGUAUUCCUUAAGCCCUCAUUGGACCUAUCCUCUAUAUACUACCCUAGUUUCUGUGCCAUGAAUAUCUUGUGCAUAGUUGAGGGAAAAGGCUUUAAAUUUAUAUAUUUGGUUUGGCUGUUGGCUGUAUUUUGAUAGGUAUAACUUUAUAGUUAUACACUGUAUUAAAUCCUUACCACAGUACCUGUAUACUUUCUUGCCUGUCCAGAUUCUACAACUGGGGAAAUUUCUUGCAUUAGAGAGAAUAUAUAGAAUAGCAUGCUGUCUUGUCUCAAAUAGGUAAUCAAGCAUAUGUAAUUAUAGUAUUUAUUAAGCCAAUUAUACAUUUUCAGUAUGCAGUUGUUGAUGCUGAUACGUCAGUUUCUUGUACACUUUAUGCAGAUCCUGGAGACAUUGUUGUGCCUCGAGUCCAGAGCUAAGUUUGUGCAUCUUUCUAAAAGAUAAUCUGUGUGCUUAGGUCUAGAGAUCACAGAUUAAUACUGACUGUGAUAAUUCUUUUAUUUCCUUGCUUAUAGGGAAUGUUUACAUGUUGCUGAUAGAGUACAACCUUGGUCCCAUUUCUGCAAUUUCUAUGAUUUUGACUGAUAUGAAAGUUAAAUACACAAGCAGGAAAAUCUAUUCAGAUUCACUUCAAGAUUAUAUACCUCCCAAUAGUCACACUAAACAAUUUUUGGCAUAAUGCUAAUGUUUUGGUAAGGUUUCCAGUUGCAUUUGUGCAUGUUAGUGUGCCUUCUUCCUUACUCCAGCUAAUGUGGAGAAGUGUUAUCAAAAACCUUGGAGGUGAGUUGGUUCCUGCAAUUGUAGCAUUGUUGUGGAAAGUUAAGUGCUUUUGUUUAUGCUUAAUGACUGAUCAUUGCACUUUUAUUUUGAAGUGUGUAUAAUUAUUUGUUACCAUAGCUGAUAAUUUUUGUGGUAUAACAGAUUUCUUUAAGCUGUGGAACCUCAGAGUAAAGUAAAAAAAAAAUGUGCUGUCCUAAUGCUCAUUCUUUUAUGAGCACUGCAUCAUGGUUUUACUCAAAGGCAUCUUGAAGAUGUGAUAAAACGAAUUGUUUGAUUUACAGGCUCUUGUAUAUUUUCUUCAGAUGUUGGAUUACAAGCAGCAGGGGCUAUGAAUUUUUUGUUCAAAGUUUGAUUUAUAACCAUAAUAUGAGUUACUGUUUUUAGAUGCUUUGGUAUUUUUUUUCUAUAGUUGAGCUGUAUAAUUCUGCUCAUGUAAAAAUAUAUUCAGUUGUGUAAUUGUUUAGUACUUGCCUAUUUUUAGUUAUGAAGCUUUGAGUACCUGUACAUGCAUAUAAGCAUAUUUAGUUCUCAUGUUUAGCAUUAUAUACAUUGCAAUACAUUUAGGUUGUCUUAGUUACUGAAUUUGCAUAUUGCUAAGAUGUAUGUUUGAUUAUCUGUGCAGCAGUGUGGUGAAAUUAUUAAAACAUAUUCUCUAUAUAAUUAAAUUGCAUAAUGUAUUACCAUCUGAUAUACUGGUAAAUAAAAUAUAAAUUAUAUUAUUAUAAGAGUAUAGAUCAAC